Molecule: messenger RNA, 2742 nt
Organism: Clupea harengus (Atlantic herring)
Lineage: Eukaryota; Metazoa; Chordata; Actinopteri; Clupeiformes; Clupeidae
Gene: syt7b
Product: synaptotagmin VIIb
Biological process (GO): vesicle fusion; calcium ion-regulated exocytosis of neurotransmitter
Cellular component (GO): synapse; plasma membrane; synaptic vesicle
Molecular function (GO): calcium-dependent phospholipid binding; calcium ion binding; phosphatidylserine binding
Source: RefSeq, a predicted model, not a curated record
UGGCCAAAGGGGUUGGUGCUGAAAACUAAGGAUGUGUGGUUAUGAGGACAUCCAGCAGAAGAGGCAACCAGACUGAUCAAUUGAACAGUGGGAUCCAGUUGGAUGCGUAGACGGAGAGGCACGCGUUGUAAUGUAGGCAAACCAAUGAAUGGCUCGUGCAAUCAUCUGGCGGGGACACGAGCUGAUGAUUCCAGCUGCCGACGAUCACACACGAGACAGCCACUUGCCCAUCAUUCAUCUUCCUCCUCACCAAAAUCCCUCUCCUUGCUUCCUGUCACAACCCCAUGAAUCGACUGUAGGGAUUGUAAGGAAUAGGACAAGGAAAGCAAAGAGGGAGAGAGCGAGGAAGAGAAAGAGGGAGGGAGCUGGAAGAGGAGGAGGGAAGGAGGAGAGAGCAACACCACCGACUGACUACCUGCUCGAGCGAAACACUGGCUGAGGACACGCGCGCGCACGGUCGAUCGCUCGCAGAGAAGCAACACAAUACUCGGACACGAAACUAUUCAAAGAAUUUGGGAAUUUUUGGAGAGGAGACCAAUUACAAACAGCCUUGAAGUGAAAAAGUGAACAGUCAUGCAUCUGAAUCGCGAGGACGAGGAUAACAAAGGCUCAGUGUCUCUCAGCGUGUUCCUGGUGUCUCUGGGCCUGACGGUGUGUGUGGUGUGGCUGGUGGCCCUGUGUGGUGUCUGCGGUUGGUGUCAGCGCAAGCUGGGCAAGAGGAACAAGCCUGGAGUGGAGCCAGCAGACACCCCAGACUCUUCCCGAGGCCGAGGGGAAAACAAAGGCCUGAACGAUCUAGACAGGGACUUUUGGAAUAACAAUGACAGCAGCACUGUGCAGCAGCGCUGGAGCUCCUACCCGCCCAAGGAGUUCCUCCUAAACAUGUCCCCCUAUGCCCCCUACGGAGACCCUCGCCUCACGCCCAAUGGGACAGUGGAGAAAGGGGAGGCGGGCGGGGGAGGGUCGGGGAGGGGGCCCAAUCGCAGUGACAGCCUAAAGAGCAUGGUGGCAGGGGGCAGCAAGGCCGGCAAAUGGCAGACGGUCCAGAGCCACCUGCAAUCCGGAGGCCUGAGGUCCAGCAACUUUGGGGACCCCUCCCUGUCCUCUGCCUCCACCCUGGAGCACAUCCCUAACUCGGCCGCCCGCCCACGGCCCCUGGUGAGGCAGCAGAGCCUCCAGCAGCCCCUAACCCACCAGCCUCCGCCGGGCCCCAACGACCCCCCGGCCACAUCUCAGAGCCUGGGCCAGCUGCACACGGGGCCGGGCGGCGGGGGGCACCGGGGAGGUCCGCGGGGGGUUCGUGGUAGUCCGGCUGGAGCAGGGUCCUCACGAUACAGGGGGGGCGGAGGAGGAGGGAGGUCUCGCUCCAACCCGGGCAGCGUGGACCACGUGAUGGUACAGAUUCGCCGCAGAGGCCUGGACGUCAAGUCGUUCCUGGAAGGGAAGAUGGUUGUUUUAUCCCUGGCGAUCGGAUUGGCCGAACAAGAUGACUUUGCCAACCUUCCAGACCUUCAAGAGGCACCAGCGGGCCAAGAAACACCACCCCCCGACAAGAGGGGCGCCAACAACAAGCCAGGAAGCAGCCCCAGGGGUCAGACACCAGACGAGGCGGGCCGCUCCUCAGUGUCAGACCUGGCCAACUCACUCACCAGCGACAUGCUAAUGCUGUCUCCUGGCUCAGAGGAGGAGGAUCAUGGGGAGGGUCCUGUGGUUGAGAAGCUCGGGCGCAUCCAGUUCAGUCUGGGCUAUAAUUUCCAGGACUCCACUCUCACAGUCAAGAUAUUGAAGGGCCAGGACCUACCUGCCAAGGAUUUUUCAGGAACCUCCGACCCCUUCGUCAAAAUAUACCUGCUGCCUGACAAGAAGCACAAACUGGAGACCAAGGUCAAAAGGAAGAACCUCAAUCCGCACUGGAACGAGACAUUCCUCUUCGAAGGAUUCCCUUACGAAAAGGUCGUCCAGCGCGAACUGUACCUGCAGGUCCUAGAUUAUGACCGCUUCAGCAGAAAUGACCCGAUAGGAGAGGUGUCCAUUCCCCUCAACAAAGUGGACCUGGCGCACAUGCAGACCUUCUGGAAGGAGCUUCAGCCAUGCAGUGAUGCGAGCGGGAGUCGAGGGGACCUGCUGGUGUCGCUCUGCUACAACCCCACAGCCAACACAAUCACUGUGAGCAUCAUCAAGGCACGGAACCUCAAAGCCAUGGACAUCGGAGGAACCUCCGAUCCUUAUGUGAAAGUAUGGCUGAUGCACAAAGACAAGCGGGUGGAGAAGAAGAAGACCGUGGUGAUGAAGUGCUGUUUGAAUCCCGUCUUCAACGAGUCCUUCCCCUUCGACGUCCCAGCCCACAUCCUGAGAGAAACCACCAUCAUCAUCACUGUCAUGGAUAAAGACAAGUUUAGUCGCAAUGAUGUCAUCGGCAAGCUCUACCUGUCCUGGAAGAGUGGCCCGGCGGAGGUGAAGCACUGGAAGGACAUGAUGGGUCACCCCCGCACCACUGUGGCCCAGUGGCACCCUCUGAAGGCCUGAAACAGCCCUCCCUCAACUCCACCCUCAACUGCCCCUCCCCCCAAACAAAUGAAAAAAGUCACGUGUACCCCCCUGUGUGCCCUCCACCCAGUCAAUAUGCACAAGGCUGUCUGUCUCGCUGCCACAUGGGUACAAAUAGCCAUCCAACACAUCCCCUUCUCACCGUCUUUGCAUUUUCUCUCUUUCUCUCUCUCCUCUGUCAGCUAGUCUUCACUC